This is a messenger RNA of Erinaceus europaeus (western European hedgehog), 2168 nucleotides long. RefSeq names its product C-type lectin domain family 4 member G-like. Lineage: Eukaryota; Metazoa; Chordata; Mammalia; Eulipotyphla; Erinaceidae. The transcript has 8 exons. The coding region runs from base 16 to 1209 and encodes 397 amino acids. Gene Ontology annotation, molecular function: transmembrane signaling receptor activity. Gene Ontology annotation, cellular component: plasma membrane. The record is from RefSeq and is a predicted model, not a curated record.
GGAUGUCUUCUCACCAUGGACACCCCUGAGUACAGUAAGUGGGGUGACAGGCUCCUGGAGGACCCCACAGGUAUGAGCAAGAGAACUGCCUCUCUCGACCCCGCUGUCCUCAGUGGAAUGUGUGGGGUGGAGGUGUGGGGAGAAAAGAGACAGCCCAGAAGGUUCUUAGUUGUGAGGACAGGAGAUACACUAGAUCCCUGGAGCCAGCUGGACUGGGGUUCAAAUCCCGACUCUGCCCCCUUUGGGGAUGUGGGGCCAAAGGCAAGUCACAGAGCCUCUCUGAUCCCAGGAGGAGCCCCAGCAUCAAGGACUUUUGAUCCUUGGAGUCCAGGUUCUAGAACAUUCCUGGCUCAGGAUUCAGAGUCUACUCCUGUCACCCCAGGGCCCUGGGGAAGCUGGGGACACUGGGGACGCAGAGCCAUCCUUGUGGGCCUGGUUCUCUCGGCCACCGCAGUCCUGUGGGUCAUCAUUCUGAGUGUCCUGCUGUCCAAGGCUUCCACAGAGCAGGGGACACUGCAAGACCACCAAGACCUGCUAGGGACCAAAGCCAUGAAAUUGACAGCUGUGCUGGGUGACCUGAAGAAGGAGGUGACAGCCUACAAUAGCAGCUUGCAGGGUGUGCAGGCCCAGCUGCAGACCACAAGCAAAGAGCUGAAGGAGGCAGAGGUGAAGCUGAUGGAGCAGGAAAGCACCUUAAGAGAACUGAAUGACCGUGUGACUCAGAGUUUGGCCAAAGCAGGGAGAGACCUGGAGGACAUUCGCACCGAGCUGUUCCGGGAGCUAGGAUCCAUCAAAGUUGGGAACGUCUCCUGUUCCCAGUGCCCUGCAUCCUGGAUACCCUUCCAGGGAUCCUGCUACUUUUUCUCCCAGCAACGUGCUCAGUGGGACCAGGCACAGCGCCUCUGUGCAGAUGCUGAGGCGCACCUGGUGAUUGUGAAGGACCUGGAAGAGCAGACCUUCUUGACUCGGAAUACACGUGGCCUUGGUUACUGGCUGGGCCUGAAGGCAGUGAGACAGCGGGGCAAGAUUCAGCACUACCAGUGGGUGGAUGGAGUGUCACUCAGCUUCAGCAACUGGAAUCGGGGGGAACCCAAUGACUCCCGGGGGAAAGAGGACUGCGUGAUGAUGCUGCACACAGGCAUGUGGAACGACGCACCUUGCAACAACGAGAGAGACAACUGGGUCUGCGAGAAGAGGCAGAGCUGCUGACUAUGCCCAGAGCUCUGGGACACGCCCGCCAGCACUCCCGCCAUCCAACAGGCAUCCAGACACAAUAGCCACGCCCCACUUCCAUCUCAUGCCCACGCCCUUCCCCAGUCAUUCUGCUUUGUUUUUCAUCCCACAGCCCAGAAGCCACUGGAGUUCCUGCAGAACAGACCCUCUGUCCAGUAUCCCUCAAGGCCAGGCCUAAUGCAACCUGUUGGAAACAGGCAGUUUCCAACCUCUCUCCCAACCAAAGGCUGGCUGUUUCGUUUGCUUACAUUGACUCUCCCAGAAGCGUAGACCUCAAAUUCAGGGCUAUGUGAGUUGUCUGCCCAGGUCAAGCUGUUUCUAUUCCCAACUCUGAGGCCAUCUUCCCAGACAAUGCUUUUUAGUCCACGUGCAUAUUAGCUAUCAAGCUCUAACAAAAAUUAUUAAAGUCAUGGGACCUUGGAAUAUACCAAAAACAGAGUUCCUAGCUUCUCCCUGCAUGACGACCUCAAAUCUCAACUGCUCUGUUGUUACCUUUGAGUUCCUGAUUCUUAAACAAUUUGUGCUGCUUUAUAUCUUCAUGUUUUCAGCCACCAAGUUGGUGCUGCUACCAUGAUGCCAACCUGACUUCCCUGGGCAGACGACCUCACCAAUGUGUCCUGGAACCCCCACCUCCCCAGAGCGCUGCCCACUAGGGAAAGACAGAAACAGACUAGGCGUAUGGAUCCACCUGCCAAACACCCAUGUCUAGCAGAGAAGCAACUACAGAAGCCAGACCUCCCACCUUCUGCACCCCAUAAAGAUCUUUGGUCCAUACUUCCAGAAGGAUAAAAAAUAGGGACACUUCCAGUGGAGGGGAUGUGCUAAGGAACUCUGGUGGUGGGAAUUGUAUGGAAUUGUAUCCCUCUGCUCCUGCAAUCUUGUUAAGCAUUGUUGAAUCACUAAUAAACAAAAAAGAGUAAGAAAUGAGUCUUGGA